Molecule: messenger RNA, 822 nt
Organism: Cryptotermes secundus
Lineage: Eukaryota; Metazoa; Arthropoda; Insecta; Blattodea; Kalotermitidae
Gene: RpL10Ab
Product: 60S ribosomal protein L10a
Exons: 5
Coding region: 106-759 (217 amino acids)
Biological process (GO): translation
Cellular component (GO): large ribosomal subunit
Molecular function (GO): RNA binding; structural constituent of ribosome
Source: RefSeq, a predicted model, not a curated record
ACAUGCGCAAGCGUCAUCUACAGCGAUUGAGAUACACUAUUAUGUUUGCAGUUCCGUUUCCCGAUCUGAGAUUAUACUUGUGUGUGUUUUGCGGGUUCGCUGAAUAUGAGUUCUAAGGUGUCUCGUGAUACACUCUAUGAGUGUAUAGGUGCUGUUUUGAAGCAUUCUCGACAGAAGAAGAGAGGGUUUUUGGAGACUGUCGAAAUCCAGAUCGGCUUGAAGAACUAUGAUCCCCAAAAAGACAAGCGUUUCUCGGGCACAGUCAAGUUGAAACAUAUUCCACGACCCAAAAUGCAAGUGUGUGUUCUUGGUGACCAGCAGCAUUGUGAUGAAGCCAAGGCUAACAAUGUGCCAUACAUGGACGUGGAAGCCCUGAAGAAGCUGAACAAGAACAAGAAAGCAGUUAAGAAACUUGCAAAGAAAUAUGAUGCAUUUCUGGCAAGUGAAGCUUUGAUCAAGCAGAUCCCUCGUCUUUUGGGCCCUGGUCUAAAUAAAGCUGGAAAAUUUCCUGGCCUUCUCUCACAUCAGGAGGCAAUGAUGGCAAAGAUAGAUGAAGUAAAAGCCACAAUAAAAUUCCAAAUGAAGAAGGUCCUGUGUCUCUCUGUUGCCGUUGGACACGUGGGUAUGACGGAAGAUGAGUUGGUGCAGAAUGUUCACCUCUCAGUGAAUUUCCUGGUGUCUCUACUUAAGAAACAUUGGCAGAAUGUGCGUUCAUUGCACGUUAAGUCUACAAUGGGUCCGCCUCAGAGAUUGUAUUAAACUGUUUAUUAAUACUCUGUAAUUUAGCUGAGCUCUAUUAAGAGAUAAUAAACAGUUUGUUAU